Molecule: messenger RNA, 2256 nt
Organism: Seriola dumerili (greater amberjack)
Lineage: Eukaryota; Metazoa; Chordata; Actinopteri; Carangiformes; Carangidae
Gene: gsr
Product: glutathione-disulfide reductase
Exons: 13
Coding region: 268-1773 (501 amino acids)
Biological process (GO): cellular response to oxidative stress; cell redox homeostasis; glutathione metabolic process
Cellular component (GO): cytosol; mitochondrion
Molecular function (GO): glutathione-disulfide reductase (NADPH) activity; NADP binding; flavin adenine dinucleotide binding
Source: RefSeq, a predicted model, not a curated record
CAAUUUUCUCAUUAAAUCACUGAAGGCAACAUUUGUACCUAUUUUAGAGACAGACAGGAGGACGAGUCAUCGCACCAGUUGGUAUAAAUGUGCCUGGGUUACGUUGAGUUCACCCAAUGACACAGGAAGUGGUUUACAGCUUAUGAAUUUGAGGUGACAAAGUCAAACCAAAGGCUGAGAGUGACCAGAGAGAGAGAGAGAGAUAGAGAUAAACAACGGCACGUUGUGGAUACAUCUCAUUAAAAUGCCCUACAAAAAGAUAUAAACAUGCUGUUUAUAAGAGUCUGCAGACUGCGUCCUACUAUUUCAGUGUCCCUGGCAUUACCCAGACACGGAGUGAUCCGCCGCAGCAUGGCCUCAGACCCGAAGGCAGCAGAGACAACCCGCUUGGACUUUCUAGUGAUCGGUGGCGGGUCUGGGGGUCUGGCCGGAGCUCGGAGGGCGUCGGAGCUCGGAGCAGCCACCGCAGUGAUCGAGAGUCACAAACUCGGAGGUACCUGCGUUAAUGUUGGCUGUGUUCCAAAGAAGGUUAUGUGGAAUGCAGCAGUUCAUGCUGAGUAUCUCCAUGAUCACAAUGAUUACGGCUUUGACGUUGGAAAUGUUCGUUUCAGUUGGGAAACUCUUAAGGCCAAAAGGGAUGCUUAUGUUAGUCACUUAAAUCGCAUUUAUCGCAACAAUCUUGACAAGGCUAAAAUACAAACUAUUCAAGGUCGUGCAAGGUUCACAAAUGAUCCUGAGCCUACUGUGGAGGUCGGUGGAAAAAAGUAUACAGCACCUCACAUCCUUAUUGCCACUGGAGGGCAGCCUUCUGUUUUGAGUGAUGCUGAAGUUCCAGGGGCAGGUCUUGGCAUUACCAGUGAUGGCUUUUUUGAACUUGAAACACUGCCUAAGCGAAGUGUGAUUGUGGGUGCUGGUUAUAUUGCAGUAGAAAUGGCAGGCAUCCUUUCCACCCUGGGGUCCAAAACAUCCCUCGUUAUUCGACAGACAGGAGUUUUGAGGAACUUCGACAGCUUCAUAAGCACAAACUGCACCAAAGAACUGCAGAACUCUGGUAUAGAUUUGUGGAAGAACUCUCAGGUGAAGUCUGUGAGUAAAACAGACAAGGGUCUGGAGGUGACGCUCGUCACCAAAGACCCAGAGAAGAAGAACGAUGAGGAGAAGAUCAGCACCAUCCAGGAGGUGGACUGUCUUCUCUGGGCCAUCGGCAGGCAGCCAAACACCUCUGGACUGAACAUCGGCGAGAUGGGUGUGGUUACAGAUGAAAGAGGCCAUAUUAUUGUGGAUGAGUUUCAGAACACCACUCGACCAGGGAUCUACGCUGUAGGGGAUGUUUGUGGCAAAGCUCUUCUCACACCAGUUGCCAUUGCUGCAGGCAGAAAACUGGCACACAGACUGUUUGAGGGCAAGAAGGACUCCAAGCUGGACUACUCCAGUAUUCCCACAGUGGUGUUCAGCCACCCACCCAUCGGUACUGUGGGCCUCACAGAAGAUGAGGCCAUUAAAUCCAGAGGAAAGGAGAAUGUGAAGAUUUACAAGACUUCUUUCACUCCAAUGUAUCACGCCAUCACGAGCAGGAAGAGUCAGUGCAUCAUGAAGCUGGUGUGUGUGGGCAAGGAGGAGAAGGUGGUGGGCCUACACAUGCAGGGCCUGGGCUGUGAUGAGAUGCUGCAGGGCUUUUCUGUGGCCAUCAAAAUGGGUGCUACCAAAGCAGACUUUGACAAGACUAUUGCCAUUCACCCCACCUCAUCUGAGGAGUUUGUCACGAUGCGUUAAUGCAACCACAAACACCAACCCCACCCCUCGCUUCCCUAUACAACCAGCUACCCAGACAAGCAUACCAGGACAGAGUCACCACUCCAUAUUACUCUCUCAUCGGCUUGACGACUUGCUUUCUAAAACUACCAACAUACUUCCAUUUUCUCUCAUAUAAGUGACCUUAUUUGUGCGCAGUGUUUCAUUUUUUUCUAAUUUUUACCUAAAUGGACCAAGACCGAGUUAUGACCUUCUUAAACUGUACUGGAUUCCAUUUUGAUAAUUGUGAAAUGGAAGUGAUGGAUCCACAGGUAUUGUUGUCAAGUGAUUGCAUGGGAAGUCAAAAGACCUCUCUCCUAGUGUAUGUGUUUGAUUUGUCAGUCAUUUGUCAGAUUUACAAACACUGCUGCUUCUUAAGGCACCUGUUUACUACCAAUGCAAGGUCAUAACAUAUCUAUUGUACUGUUUCAAAGAUUCAUUAAACCUGCAGGUGUUUUUUCUUAA